AUGGUGGCGGCUAUCUUAAACAAGGAACGUUUAAUCGAAGCAGUGAGAAGAUACCCUUGUUUGUACAAUACGACGAAAAAGGAGUAUAAAGACGAGUCAAUUAGGGAGAACGCUUGGCGAAAUGUUUGCAAUGAAGUACUUGAGAAGACGUACCAAAAUGAAAAAGAACUCAUUGAAGAGUCUGGAAGUGCUGGAGGUGUACCAUUGGAGCCUUCGUGGCCGUACUUUAGACUGCUUGAAUUUUUGGCUCCCUUUCUGAAGCACAGACAGACGCUGGGAAAUCUACAGAUGGUCAGCGAUGAUACUGUACAAGCCUCUCCAGAAAGCUGUUAUUCUAAUGCUUUGGAGGUCGAUGAGACGGAGCAGCAGCUGAGCACUCUUUCGUCCGAUACGUUCCUUAUUUUGGAACAGACGCAAUCAUCAAAGCCAAAUUCUCCUGUUCCUGCUGCACUGAAUGACUCAGUCGUUCCCAAAAAAGGCAGUACAAGCGAUUUUAUAAACACUGCGAGUAAAAAAGGAGAAGCAGACGAAGACAAUUUGUUCGGUCAAAGCAUCGGAAAAGAGCUAAAAAAUUAA
Molecule: messenger RNA, 576 nt
Organism: Rhopilema esculentum
Lineage: Eukaryota; Metazoa; Cnidaria; Scyphozoa; Rhizostomeae; Rhizostomatidae
Source: RefSeq, a predicted model, not a curated record